Molecule: messenger RNA, 2306 nt
Organism: Hyaena hyaena (striped hyena)
Lineage: Eukaryota; Metazoa; Chordata; Mammalia; Carnivora; Hyaenidae
Gene: NUCB1
Product: nucleobindin 1
Exons: 13
Coding region: 167-1567 (466 amino acids)
Cellular component (GO): extracellular exosome; endoplasmic reticulum-Golgi intermediate compartment
Molecular function (GO): calcium ion binding
Source: RefSeq, a predicted model, not a curated record
AAGCUGGGUCUCGGGGAGGAUGGACUGAGCACCAGUACUUGUAGACCCGGGCGAAAGAGGAGGCUGGGGGGUCCUGGACCUUUGGUUCUGGGGAAGGGGACUGAGAUCCCGGAUUCCUGAGUCUGAGAGAAGAAGCUGGGUGCUGGGAGCCCGGACUCCUGGGUCUAUGGAAGGAAGAGCUGGAGGCCACGUCGCCAUGCCUUCCUCCGGGCCCCGCGCUGUCUUCCUCCUGCUACCGCUGCUGCUGCUGAGUGUUGUUUUGGCGGUGCCCCUGGAGCGAGGGACGCCCCAGCAGGAGACCCCUGCGACCGAGAGCCCCGACACAGGCCUGUACUACCAUCGGUACCUCCAGGAAGUCAUCAACGUGCUGGAGACGGAUGGGCAUUUCCGCGAGAAGCUGCAGGCUGCCAACGCAGAGGACAUCAAGAGCGGAAAGCUGAGCCGAGAGCUGGACUUUGUCAGUCAUCAUGUGCGCACCAAGCUGGACGAGCUGAAGCGGCAAGAGGUGUCGCGGCUGCGAAUGCUGCUCAAGGCCAAGAUGGAUGCUGAGCAGGAGCCCAGUGUGCAGCUGGAUCACCUGAGCCUCCUGAAGCAGUUUGAGCACCUGGACCCCCAGAAUCAGCACACGUUCGAGGCUCGGGACCUGGAGCUGCUCAUUCAGACGGCCACCCGAGACCUUGCCCAGUACGACGCAGCCCAUCACGAAGAGUUCAAACGCUACGAGAUGCUCAAGGAACAUGAGAGACGCCGUUAUCUGGAGUCACUGGGAGAGGAACAGCGAAAGGAGGCAGAGAGGAAGCUGGAAGAGCAACAGCGGCGGCAUCGAGAGCACCCCAAAGUCAAUGUACCUGGCAGCCAAGCCCAGUUGAAGGAGGUGUGGGAGGAGCUGGAUGGAUUGGACCCCAACAGGUUUAACCCCAAGACCUUCUUCAUACUGCAUGAUAUCAACAGCGAUGGUGUCCUGGAUGAGCAGGAGCUGGAGGCCCUCUUCACCAAGGAGCUGGAGAAGGUGUAUGAUCCCAAGAAUGAAGAAGACGACAUGCGGGAGAUGGAGGAGGAGCGGCUUCGCAUGAGGGAGCACGUGAUGAAGAACGUGGACACCAACCAGGACCGCCUCGUGACCCUGGAGGAGUUCCUCACAUCUACCCAGAGGAAGGAGUUUGGGGACACCGGCGAGGGCUGGGAGACAGUGGAGAUGCACCCUGCCUACACGGAGGAGGAACUGAGGCGUUUUGAGGAGGAGCUGGCGGCCCGGGAGGCAGAGCUAAACGCCAAGGCUCAGCGCCUCAGCCAGGAGACGGAGGCCCUAGGGCGCUCCCAGGGCCGCCUGGAGGCCCAGAAGAGAGAGCUGCAGCAGGCCGUGCUGCAAAUGGAACAAAGGAAACAGCAGCAGCAGAGCCACAGUGGCCCAGCCCCCGGCCCCGAGGGACAGCUCAAGUUCCACCCGGACACAGAUGAUGCGCCUGUCCCAGCUCCAGCCGGUGACCAGAAGGACGGGGACACUUCAGAGAAGAAGGUUCCUGAUCAGCGCCCUGAGCUGCCCCAGUUGAAUACCCAACACCUGUGAUCCUCCUGGGACACCCCCCCCCCCCCCCCCCCCCCCCCCCGCCCAGCCGCACCCCCGAUACAUACACUCUGGGUUCCUGACGGGAAGGAGAUGAGGAGUCUCAGUCCACCCCCUCUGGGGGCCAGUCCCAUGCGGUGGCCUCCUGGGGGAGGGGAGGGCAGGGCGCCCACAUCUGUCACCUCCGCCUCCACAGCCUCCCAGUCUGCGGCCACUUCUUGCCCGUCCCCUCCGAGGACUUACCUUCUCAGCUCUGUUCGGGGCCCUCACUGGGCCACCCUAACUUAGGGAAGCCCUCUCCCUCCAGGAAGGGUGUGCUUCGGGCCUGCCUCCCUAGACGGUAAGGCCUCAGCUGCGCAGGUUGGGGCCUCUGUGUCCCCACAGCUGCUGGAAUUCUGCCUGCUGCCCAGCUUCUGUUGGUUUGCGAGGCUUGGGUGGUCCUUCGAGAGCUUUCCCUACCUUCCCCUUGCUGGGGUGUGAAAGCAGCAGAGUGCUCAGCCUAGCUGAUUCGCUGGUAACUAGGACCCUGGUCUUCCAGUUGCCAUGGCCUGGCCUCCGCUGGGCUCCUUGCCCCUCCCCCCCACAGUCCCAGAAGGGCCCUGGAUCCAACCCUGCCCCAGGGUCAGGUUCCAGGCCCUCAGCCUCCUGUGGGGGGCCUCACCCUUUCUGGCCUUCUCUCCUACAUCUCCCAGGUCUGCUCUCUCCUCCCGUUCCAUCCAAAUACAAUUUCUGGAACAAUCUA